CAUUCCGGGCUCGGUGGAGAACCCGGGGAAACCGAUAUACCUUCGUGGCGACGAAAGCGUCAUUAUCGGCGGCGAGGUGGCGUCCGUCGUCGUCGUCGUCAUCCGCCGGGGGUGGAAACCGCGGCGAGGAAAUUUGCGCGAGCCUGAGGAAGACGCGGAGCGAACCGCCCUCUUCGGACGCGGGGUCCGGAAGACCACCCCCACUUCUUCCCCCUCUCGAUCGGGCGCGCGAGCGCACACCUCCCUCUUCAUCGCGGGUGCUUAGACAGCCUCGGGAAUCGAAGACACACGGGUACACCGAGUUCGACGGGUUGGAGAACCCGCGCGGCUCCUAACGCGACCGCCCUCCCGAGCAGCGAGGAUCCGUCGAAGCGACAGUUUCCGACAGUGUCGCGGAAAUGAGCUCCUCACGUUUCGGUGUUGCGUACUCGCUCGGGAACGUCGAUUAGGUGGUAGCCGCGUCCACCGGAGUGCCAUUGCUGAAACUGUCACCCUCAUGCCCCUCUGACCCCCCUCCCUGAGGAACGAUCUUUUCCUCCGAACGUCGCGACAGAUCGGGAAUCCCAGUCUGUGGAGUGCCAUUGGAGCAGAAAUUCGGUUCGACGUGGUGCGUCAUGAGACUUAAUCAGCGAGACGGGAGAAAUCAGUCGUGAUUGAUCGGGAGCAGCACUAAUCCCUCGAACUGACAGACCAGAUCUUGAUCGAGGAUGUCGAAUGAUCAUUCGGACGCUUCUCGGAGCCCGAGGAGUGACAGUGUUCGAGGUGGCACGGAGAGUGUUCGCGUUUCGGUGGCCGGUGACAGUCGGUGAGGGUGGAAGUGGUCUCGGUGUUCGAUCCGGAGGUGGACGAUUUCUAGGAGCUGAUGUGUGCACACCUCGCAAGACAGGACUCCUCCAAGAUACCUCAGAGAGCUUCGAAGGUCGAUCGGAUCGGUAGGAUCAGCGACGAAUCCACAGACUCCGAUCCGCUGGAUUGUUCGGUGUGAGUGAUCUCAAUCGCAGGGCCUCUGCGAGUUUGGUGCGCGAGCUGUAAUUGAAUUGUCACUUGUUGGAGUGAACAGACCGGGGUCGAUGAAUAGUCGGGGUGAUCAGUGUGGAUAAUCGGUAACUGGUUCGUUGGGCUCAUCGCCGAGGCAUGUCAGAACUAUGGUGAUAUCGAUGGGAGUGCUUCGUGGAAGGAACGGUGAUACCAACUAAAGAGGAAGAGGAUGCGCUGAGGAGUCGGCUGGUGCGCGAGGUUCGAGAUGUCCGCCGUAACCAGCCCGUAUGGCCCCCCGGACAUGCUUUCCGACUCGGUCUACAACUACGCGACGACCCGACGGGGCGCCGCCGAUCAGGACAGCGACUCCCAGUACGAGAGCCAGGCGCAGUUGCAGAUCACCAGCAGUAUACAGAAGCCGCGGAACAAGCGGAAGAACUUCAAGCCUAUAAGCAGCCGGAUGGCGGAGGUGUCGGACGAGUCCGAAAGGGACGACGACGAGCCGGAGGUCGUGGAGGAGAGCUCCAGCGAGAUCCUCGAGUACGAGAGGAAGACGAUGCUGUUGCCGGCCGAGGAGAGGUCGAAGCAGAGGCUAAACAACAACGAGGUCAGCCCGAUGGACCUCUCGGUCACCACCAGGCCGCCCUCCUCCGAGGCCGAUGACGACAGUGCGGACUCCCUCAGGCACAAGUUCAUCCUCGAGCAGCUCAGGUCGCAGAAGUUGUACUCCCCCGGCACAGAGGCGAGAAGUCCGAACUCCGAUUCGUCGGAGAGGAGCGGCAGCGGCGUCCUCGACGCGGAGUCGUCUCGUUUGGACGACCAAGACACCCAGUUCGAGGACGAGCGGGGCAACGACGCGGACGGCGAGGCCGAGAUCGAGGAGCGGAAGCCCUUCGAGGGCAUGAGGGAGUACGCGGAGUCGACGAUGCAGGAACUUCUAGCGAUCUACGGGCUGGCAGGAGGCGAGCUGGCGAAGUCGGUCAGCAGGCAACUGCCGCCCACGUUCCUCAACCCGAGUGUUGGUCACCAGGCUCAAGGAAAGAUGAAAGUGAAGGAAGAGAAAGACGCCUCCUCGAUGGCCCCCGGAAGUCCACCCACGCCUCCGCACACCCCACAAAGUCCUCAGCGCGCGAUUCCACCCCUCGGCAACCUGUCGCAGUCCUGCCAAACGUCAAACGCGAAUUCGCCGAGUCUACAGCAGCAACAGCAGUCGCAACAACAGCAGCAGCAGUCCCAGCAACAUCAUCAACAGCAACAGCCAAAACAGCACCAGUCGCAAGAGCAGCAACAACAUUCCCUGCACGCCAUGGCGAACUCGUCCCUGAAUCAAAUACUGGUGCAGAACCCGGCGCUGGCGCAACUGCUGCAGCAGAAUCCCGCGAUCCUGUCGCAGAAUCCGCAGUUGGCGCAGCUGCUGCAGCAGAAUCUGCAGGUUCAGAUGGGCAGCGUGCUCUUUCAGAACGUGAGGCGGGAGGAGCCCGAGGAUGCUAGGGUACCGCCGACAAUAGCGAGCCUGGCGGCGAUGAAGGUGGAGGCAGCUGACCCGAAGGUUUCCGCUUUGCUGAGACAGAGCAUGUCUCCCGUGGCGGAUUCCCUGAUCGGCGGCUCGAAGACCACGGUGUCCCAGCCGAUCAUCGAUUACUCCCGAUACGUGAGGAGGUACAGCUCGAGUCAGGAAUGCGGCAGUACGUACUGCAAGGAAAUGGGUUGCAGGGAACACUUUCAUUGUCUGGACUGCAGCGGCCGGGUGUUCGUGAAGAAGGAGGAGAUGAUCAGGCACUUCAAGUGGCACAAGAAGAGGGACGAGUCCCUGCAGCACGGCUUCAUGAGAUACUCGCCGACGGACGAUUGCUCGGACAGGCAUCCCGGCCGGGCCUGUCCGCACAAUAGAAAACAGACCCACUAUCAUUGCAUCCACGAAAAUUGCGACAAGGUGUACAUAUCGACGUCGGACGUGCAGAUGCACGCGAAUUACCAUCGCAAGGACUCGGCGAUCAUACAGGAGGGCUUCCAGCGAUUUCGGGCCACCGAGAGUUGCGCGACCGACCAUUGUCCGUUCGCUGGUCAACGGACCACGCACUUUCACUGUCGGCGACCGGGAUGUCGGUUCACGUUCAAGAAUAAGGCCGACAUGGACAAGCACAAGUCUUACCACAUCAAGGACGAGCAACUGUCGCGCGACGGCUUCAAGAAGUUCAUGAAAUCGGAGGCCUGCCCCUUCGAGCAGUGCCGGUUCUCGCGGGUCUGCAACCACAUUCACUGCAUACGACCCCAUUGCAGCUACGUUCUCCACUCGUCCGGGCAGCUCUUCUCGCACAAGCGGAAACACGAGCGUCACGAGUCCGAGUUGGCGUACCGGAAGUACAAGCAGGUGAGCGCGACGGGUGGCAUGCGUCCCUCGGGCUCGUGGGCGCCGGACGAAUUGAGCGGUCAGAGCUUGUCCCUGAGCCUGAACGGCGAGAGCUCGAACGAAGGCAGAGGCUCUCCGUCGUACUACUCGUUGGAGGACUCCUUCCAAAGCGGCAGCGACCUCGCGAUAGACCUCACCGCCCCGACCACCGCCGUCACGGCGAGCGGAAGUUCCGUCGAUCAACAUCAGCAAUCCCAACAACUCACCGCGGCCGAACUGGCUUACCUGGUGCCCGCCAGCGCGGAAUGCGCGUGCAACGCCGCCCGGGAGCACCAUCAUUGCGGAUUGGAGCGUUGCGGCGCCACCUUGAAGGAUCCCCGUGAAGUCCGAGAGCAUCUGAAGGAGCACGAGACGCAGGAGCGCAUAACGGACGCUUUCUUCGAGGAGGGCGGCUGCGAUGACAGCUGUCCGUACGCGGACAAGGAGAAGCAUUAUCACUGCAACUGGGAGAACUGUCGGGAGGUGAUACUCUCGACGGACAAGCCGUUCCGCAGGCUGCAGCACUACAAGAUCCACGAGUACAGCCGGCAGUUGAAUCUCUCCUGUCCGUCGCACAGCCUCUCCUCCGACGUGACGCUGACCCACCUGACGAACAUCGACGCGAUGUUCAGGCGGAAGCGCGGCAGGCCGCCGAAAAACCGAGUGAUCGAGAUCUGGUCGGGCGGCGACCCCGCCACGCACACCCACGACUCACCGCAGGCGAUCUUCACGAGUUUCAAGCUGCCGAAGCCGCAGGCGCCCAAUCUGACGCCCAUCGCGCUGCUGGAGGAGCGAGAGGGCAGCGUGUCGCCCUCGAACAGCCUGGGCGAGCCCGACGGGUUCGCCACCUUCAACUCGGACGGCUGCCCGGACGCGGCGUGCGCCCUCAGAUUGACCAAGCAUCACCACUGCUCGCAGCCGCGCUGCCACUUCUCCACCGAUCGGCCGGACCAGCUGCUGAUGCACAGCAAAGACUUCCACGACAACGUCGACAUACCGCCGGGCUUCGCCUUCUACGACAAGAUGGUCGACUGCCGGCUGGCCGGCUGCCACAGCAACCGCGUGAACCGUCACUUCCACUGCACCAGACCGAACUGCGGCUACUCGUUCGUCAGGUACUCGACGAUGGUGAUGCACGAGAAGCAGCACUCCGGCGAGUCCUGCGAGUCGAGCAGUCAAGAGUGCCAGACGCAGUCCUUGCUCCAAGAGACGAAGCCCCGGAUCCAAGUGAAGAACCCCGCCGAGCUGAUAGAGAAGCCCGACGAGACUCUGUCCGCGGGCGAGCCGGACAACAGGACGAUGAUCGACGACAAGGAGGCCGCGAGUCCCGACAGCGGCAAGACCACCGUGGUGAGGGCGGCUGGCACCUAUUAUCCGGUCAGCGGACCGCCGAGCGAACCCGCACUUCCGGGCGUCGUGCUAUCCAUGCGAGCUUCCGUGCACCAAGAGUCACCGGUGAUACCGUCGAUGAGCUCCACCUCGCCGCACACCCUCUACGGGCCGGAGCAGAGCUGCAGCAGGCCGUUCUGCAAGCUGAAGCGCAAGAACCACUAUCACUGCAACGCUUGCAACCAGGCCUUCUCCGAGCUGGACCGUCUGGUCGCGCACAUCGCGAAACACUCGACCGGCGCGAUCCUCAGCCAGCAGCAGCACGACGUGGUCAGCCCGUCGCCGAAUCAGCUCCAGCACGACUACAUCGCCCAGCUCUCGCAGAAGCAGCACGACUUCAUGUCGCCGAACGCUCAGAUGGCGCAGAACAUACAGAACUUCCAGAACCAGAUGCAGCGGCAGAUGCAGCAGACCCUCGGCCAGAUCGGCCAGCAGUCCUCGUCCCAGCCGAAGGACAUCAAGCUGGAGAAACCGAGGUGCGACAUCGGCGUGCAGAACGUGCCGAGCGUCAAGCGAGAGCCGGCCGAGAUCGCCCGGGACGACGGGAACGGUGCCGCGAUGGACGGCCACGAGAACGGGCAACUGGCGCAGCCGCCGAUCCCGCCGAAUGUGCAGCAGCCCUCGGCGGUACCCACCAGCUUCGAGCUCGAUCUCACCCACGGCUUCCACUUCCCCAGUCCCGCCGUGAUGGCCGCCAUGAACCAGCAGAUCGCCCUGAUGAAUCAGGCCCUGCCGCCGUUUCUCCAGCACGGCGGCAUGUACGCCGGGGCACCCGGGCUGAUGUUCGCGCCCGGUCUCCCACCGACCAACUUCCUUCCACCCGCCAGGGACGAGAACCCCUUGGCCUCGUUGGCGGCUAAUCUCAAUCUGAACAAGAGGUCCCUCUCGCCGCCGGACGCUAACUCGCCGGAGGCGAAGAAGCAACGACUCCACCACUCCAUGCGGAUGCUGAAGGACGAGCCUGUGCCGGAGGGAUAUGUUAGGUUCAGGUUCAACGAAGACUGCAGGUACCCCCAUUGCGGCUACAGGGAGCACCAGACUCACUUCCACUGCAUGCGGCAGGACUGCGGCUACUCCUUCUGCGACAAGACUCGCUUCGUGCAGCACACCGCGCGGCACGAGCGGCUGGACACGUUGAUGGGCGGCGACUUCCAACAGUACCGGGCGAACGUGCCCUGCGGACGGGCCCAGUGCGCGUACACGUCUUCGCUCGGCUCGAUGCAGAACAAGGCGUCGCACUUUCACUGUCUCAAGUGCGACUUCGUCUGCACGGACACGAACAAGGUGGUGGCGCAUCGGCGGCAACACGCCAAGCUGGACAGCAUCGCCGCGGCGGGCUUCCAGAAGUUCACCCCGAGUCAACCGUGCGGCGGUGUACAGUGCCAACACUCGGGCAAGCAGACGCACUAUCACUGCCUGCAGUGUCAGUACGCGGUGCUGGGUCUGGCGCAGAUGUCGGCGCACAAGUACCGGCACAUGGACACCUAACGAUCUCCCGUGGAAGUCCUGUGCCGCAGCAGGCUCGAAUAAAGCAUUACCUUGCUCCCUGUAGACAUUCCCCCGAGAGAAGGGCGUCAGCGGAACCGGCGGUAGGUAGCCAGCUGGGCGGGAAGGAAGGAAGGAACCGGAGGCUAGUCAGCGACUUCGUCUCAGCGCUCGGUGCUCGUCAUCGACCGACAAUUGUACCGCGAAAAAGGAGGUCGAACAGUCGUCCGCGAAACUCCGGAAGGGGCCAAUCAAGGCAGAUUCCUAGUCCCUAUAGACAUUCCCCGAGAGAGAUAGAGAGGGAGAUUGAGAGAUCGCUCGAGUGCCUCGAUCGCUCGCGAUCGUUCCUGCGGACGAUUCGCGGCACGAUCCGCUGGGGGGCUAGUCAGUAACGUUUACCUUCGGGAUAAGUACUAAAAAAUGGCUCGACGAGUCGAGGGUCCGCGGCAGCAUCGAGGAAACGACGCCGAGGCAACGCUCGAUCUCUUCGUAUUCAGGGUCUAAAGAACUUUGAACCGAUGAUAAGGUAUCGAGCUACCGCCGUAAUCUGUCGGGCAGUUUCCAGAAAGCUUUCCGGAAACGGACUCGAACGUGGGGCAUAUUCCGCCUGUACAAGGUUCAUACCACACGUACACGCAGACACACACACACAUACGCGUAUAUACAUAGAGUCGAAUCUCAGAGUAGAAUUCUACCGAUGCCUUGGCAACCGGGAACCAACGAGGGACGUGAACGGAACGUGGCGUAGCACCUAAGACAAUAAUACGAAAAUAAGCCUAUCGCAUAGUUUUAGCACGAGAAAAAGACAAACUAUAAUAAUAUUUAAUAGGAGAAAAAGAGAGGGAGAGAAAGGAAGCCCCGUGUACAUUUCCCUUCGUUAGCAUCAUCCCGUGUACCCUCCGUGUGAGAAUAGAUCUCACGGCGAUCUAGAAUAUAGCCUAAUCGCGUUAUCGACGGGACGAGAAGCGGCGGGAAGGAUAAGCGAAACCGACGGAUCGCGAUGACCCGCGAAUGAGACUCUUUCUGCGCGUCGUGACAAACAGCGGGAAUCGCGUCUCUCGCCUCCCCACUGAGAAUCGUCUGGAUCGCGAACUUAAGAAACGUCUGUUGCGUAUCGGCGACGUCUUAACGUCUACGUUACGCAAUCGAUAACAAGAAGACCCCGCAAUAACCGGAAACAUUUUUACGACGUGCGCGCCGGCUAUUUUCCGCAUCUCCGGUUCUCUUAUCUCUCCCGAGUGAUUCUUUUUCAAACCAACGCGCUCCGCACGGGCCUUCCUAUUGGCGGUCCGCCGGCAGAUUUCACGAUGAAACUUCCUGACUGGUGUUGCCAACUUAGUUUCUUUUCCAUCCGUUUUUAGCUUAUUCGAAUGUCGACUAAAGUGCAAGAAUCAUGGUUUCAGCUGAUUUCCGUUUUACCGCAUUUCCUGGAUUAUUUGCAAGCUGAAUCGCUGGAUUUCUUUCCUCGUACAAGCUAACUUUCGUGCUUUGAAUUCAGUUUCAAUCGGACUUAUAGGUACUCGUGAUCAGAUUUUGUAAAAGACACGACAUGUGAAGUUUCAAACUCAUGCAUUUCUUUUAUAUUAUAUUCACGUAAUAAAAGCAGUUACAUGCGCAAAAUUGACUACGUUCUUUCUCUUUUUUUCUUUUUUCAUUUACGCGCUCGUUCCCGCAUUGAGCGCGUAACGUUGACCACCUUUGGUUUAUUUUAGAGAGACAAAUGUGACGAAUUUGUAAACGUCGAGUUGGCAACAAACGUUCGUAACGUGAAAGUUCGCCGAGCCGAUGCAGUUAUCUACGCGACGACGCAGAUAGAAUUGUUGCCGCGCGCGAUGAAAUAACAUCUCCUUUCCAUCCCCGGCACUAUUCGCGUCCUCGUGAUAACUGACCAGACUUAACCCGCGAUCACUCGAUUAGGAAGUCCCAUUGUGAAACUCGCUCGUGUUUGCCGUGGUAAUCCCAAACUGUUCGCUUAAUCGGUUAAACUGAGAGAGCCGAUUGUGCAAUGACGAUUAUGAUAACGUCGAGCACUCUAAGCAGAAGAGAGGGAAAAAAUGCGCUUUUCGAGACGAAUCGCGAUUCGGAGGGUACGCGAUGAGAGAAUUACACAAACAGUAUUGAUAAGCCGAGAAUUAAAGAAACUAGACUGCGGAGUCCGAGGUAGGCCGGGUGGAAGACGAGACAAGGAUGCAAGACGAGAUCGUUGAAAUGGUUAAGUCGAGGAGAAGACCGGAAGUGAUAAGUCGGAUAUACGCGGAUAUCGCGACGAAAAGGUGUGCAUUCGGCCGUUGAUCGAUGUAACGCAAAACCGUUCAACACACGGGGAGAAGAAAUUUUGCUGGAACAGCAAAUGUUUGUCAACAUAGUGACGGUAGGACAAAGUUCGUUUAGACAGCAAAAAGAUCCGCGUGGACAGCAGAAAGAUUUGUUAUGAGUAAAUUGCUAUUUGCUGGAUGUAUGGACGGCAAAAUAAUUUGGUCAAGCCGACUAAAUUUUCUUUGAUUUAUUUGCCAACGGCAAAGCUCUUUCUACCGGUGCGACAAGUCUUUUCGCUGUCGCAAUAUUGACAAACAAUUUGCUGCCCCGGCAAAACUGUUGUUCUCUCCGUAUAUAUGUGUGUAUAGCGUAUGUGUACAUUGUGAUUGUGGUGCGAGUCGCGUUCGAGGGAGGAAUCGGUCUUCCACGCUUCCAUUCCUAGAGCGUGCUCAACGAUAUCCGCGAUAUCCUGUCCGCUUUCAUUCGAUACGGAGUCCGUUUUCUCGCGCAGCCUCGCCGGGUGUUCCUUCGUCGGGCGAGCGGUUUCCGUUUCCUUCGUAUUUGAAUGUUUAUUUUACACACACACACAGACGCGACGACCGGCAAGGUGUGCGUAGAAGAUCGCGACAACUAGAUCGCACACUUAUCUUCGAGGUUUUAAUGAGACGCACGAUUUGUUUGCCCCGUAGGCAGACGAGGCCAGAUAACGACGCCGGAUGAACGAUAAGGGGUAUCCGGAGAGGUUCGCGCGCGCGAUUCUCGCGCGAAGAAUUGCAGAACGCAGGGCACGCAUAUUUUCUUUUUCUUUCUCGGGGCGGACAAUUAGACGUAGCACACGGGAGAAACAUUACGCGACUGCUCGGUGAGAGGACGCGCUUUAGGGUGCCUUUAGAAUUUUCUCCGAACCUUCGUAGGGCCGUGCCUUAGAUAAUGUACAAAAACAGACACUCAACGCAGGAAGUUAUUUGUAAUACGGUGUAGCGAUGGAAGAAACGACGAUUAGAUCACAAUCGUGGACACGGGAAAAGAUUAGUCUGAAAUCAAGAAUCUUCUUCAUUCAAGAAUAGUUUCUUCGUUUAAGAAUAAUUUUUAUUCUCACAUAUAAGCGAGAAUAUUACAAUCCUCUUGGAAGAAUUUUUGGUCUUGAAUUGAGUUCAAGUAUACUUGCGUGAAUUCUAUUAAAUCAAGACUAAAAGGAUCUCCUAAGAGGAUUAUGAUAUUCUUGCUUACGAAAAUAUCUAAAUGUUUUGGAUUUAAGAUUAAUUUUUUUUCCGUGCAUGAUUAGAUUUAAGGAUGGUAGGUCACAGCUCGAUCGGGUAUUUAAGAUAUCGUCUUAGAUUCACUUUAAGAUGCUUUUGUAGACAAUGAAACAGAUCUUAUCGCAUUAUUGACCGAUUAUUUUUAUCGUCGUUCAACACCUGUUCUCGGUUAUUCAUUUGUAAAACGCAGAUAACUGUAUAAAACUGAACGAUUUAAUUUAAUUUUAAUUUAUCAAAGUCGCGAAAUUGAUGUUUUAAGUGACGAGACAUUUUAAUUAUUUUUUUUUUUAAAUGAGUGGUUAAGUUUGUAUUUGGUUUAUCAGGGUCAAACCUGAUAUCUGUAAAAUGUUCUGCAAUAUUUUAAUUUGUUUUGAAAUGUGAUACGCUAGCAAAAGUGUUCAGCUAGCAAAACACGAGUUUUCUCGUGAACGGUUAACGAGAUAUUGAAAUGAAUUUAAGACGAAUUUAAAUAUAAGAUCGCGUUAUGAUUACCGUCCUACAUGCUCGUCAAUUUGCAGCCACGAUCGAAUUUAGAAAGACGAAUCGACGGAAGACUGAGUCCUUUCAAAUCCUGAAUAAUGAAUCAACGCGUUCAUCGAUUUCCAUAUUAUCGAACGGUGAGGUUCCUGGACGGAAACUUUUUCCAGAUUACUUUAGCUGGCCGACCGUAAGACGAUCGUAGAUGUAGCGAUUGUAUAACUUUAGUGCCUUAAGGAGUGCGCAUCAAACUAGGUGAAACAUCACUGAGCACAGUCGCCGGGAUAACCGUUAUAACGUUUCUAGAAUUUUUUAUGGAACACCUACGACUCGUUCGGAGAAGAAUUAUUUGAUUCUUAAUUCGCGCAACUCACCGUCGCCAAGGACUUUUCCGGCGUAUCGCGUAUAAAAUUACCUCGAAAUGUAUGAAAUUCCGCGGAAUGUAAGAAACAAAUCGCGGUCAACUUUGUAUUAGCGAUUAGUAAGAAGAAACGCCGACGCCGGUAACGAAAAUUUGUUAUGUAUAUUUUCGCCAGAACGUCUUUCAGUAACGAUCCCGGCAGAAAGUGGAAAAAUCUCAUCAAGUUGCAUCAGACGGUAACGAGCGAACUUCAGCAUCAUGAAAAAAAAUCGACAAAUUUAUAACAUUAUCAUAAUCAGAACGUGUCCGCUCCUAAUUAAGAUAAUCGACGGCGACCUUAUGUUUUCUGUCUCGCGUCGCAGUAAGCGAUAAUAGACGCCAGUGCUCUAAUUUACGUCGUAGACAUCGGCCAGUCGUGGAUUCAAUGACAUCAGGCGAUAUCGUCCAAAUGCAUGCUUAACGGUCGCGAAGUUGAUAUUCGGCGACGAAUACGACACACUUAGGUAGGAGAAAAAUCUCGCGAGACGUCACAUAUCGAAGCUACCGCUAGUUGUUCCAACUAUAUUGUAAUGAGAGAGAGAGAGAGAGGGAGAGAGAGAGAGAGAGAGAGGGAGAGAGAGGUCGUGCUUCAUCGUCGAAAAUGUGUCCUCUUCCAGCAGGAGGAGCGAUUGCCGAUUGCGUGUAUUGCGGCAAUAACUGUGAAGUAAAAAAUUAUAAGACGCUGUGUACAAAAAUGGACAUUUUGAGUAAUAUAAUGAAGCAAAUUAUUUAUUUUAAUAAGACGUGUCUCAUCCAUUAUGACCCGUAGUCGUAAACGUGAAAGGAAAAAGGGGAAAGAAAAAGGGAGGGAGCACAGAUUGGUGUAAUUUCGGGGGCGGCAACAUGAGCGACGAAGCUCGUGAUAGAAUCGAGAAAUUAUCACGUUUCGGAAAUAUUAUACCCGGUCCUUACGAUUUUCCACUUCACAGUACAGAAACCAGAGGUAGAGCCGAGCGAUACCGACUCACCACGGUGAAGAAUCGAUCGUAAUCGUAAUCAGGGUCAUUCGGCCGGGUCAGUCGGCCGGAUCCUCCGGAUUACGCGCAAAUCGAAGGAUACAGAGACUACAUAGAUGUUCUUAAUAGUUCUUUUUUUUUUCUUAAAUAUUACAAUAGUAGCAUUCCAUAGCGAGUCGAUAGUCAUCGAUCCUGUCCACGUCGACGGUGCGUCGUCUCUGCGCGAGGAUUUGUCAAAAAUCGCGGAGAAAGCUCGCCAGACUCGGUAUCGCGUGUCGCAUUGGCGACGUAACGCGAUACCGAAGCGGAUACCAUCCCCGUAGAGCGCAGAGAAAAGAGAGGAGGAGAAGAAGAGAAGAAAAGGAGGAUAGACGAAACCGAAGAUAUCGUUCGCAUCGGGAACGUGGAGAGGCUUAUAUAGAGCCCAGCCAUUAAACGAGUGCCAUAAAACCACGUUGUAAAAGUCGAAGUACAUUUUUACUAUUGUUAAGUCGAGAGACACUUGCGGGACUACGGAGGAUUAGACAUGGUCGAUAGACAAAUCUGUAUAAUAUUUAUUUAGUGUUUAAUCGACGGGACACACGGGAAGGCAGAGAUGUGCGAAGAACGGGGAGAACGAACGGAGUGAAACGAAAUGAGGAAUUCACUCGCUCGAAGUGUAAUCGCGAAAAGUGAAUUUUACUCGACGUCGGGUGAACGGAGAGAGAGAGAGAGAGAGAGAGUUAUUAGCAACGAUAUUUGAUGGUUGCCUUAUAAAUGUCGAACCCCCUCCCCCCCCCCCUUAUUAUAUAUAUAAUAUAUAUACAUAAUUUAUGAAAAUUAUUAUAUAUAUUAUUAUAUAAUACGAAAUAUAUAUACAUAUGUGGUUAUCGUCUGAAAAUGACGAAAGCAAGACGAGAACGAAGCGGAGUUGUAUACCAGUAGAACGUACUGUUAUUCGAAGAAGCUAGAGAGAUUCUAUCGUAUGUGGUCAUUAGUAUUAAAGUAUCUGCUGUACGGAUCCAAGAGAGAAAGAAAGAGAGGGAGAGAAAGAGAAAGAAGAACAACUAUUAUAUAUAUAAUUUUAUCUAU
Messenger RNA from Dinoponera quadriceps, 12660 nucleotides. RefSeq names its product zinc finger protein castor homolog 1-like. The coding region runs from base 1244 to 6244 and encodes 1666 amino acids. NCBI's taxonomy places the organism in Eukaryota, Metazoa, Arthropoda, Insecta, Hymenoptera, Formicidae. Gene Ontology annotation, cellular component: nucleus. Gene Ontology annotation, biological process: regulation of neuron differentiation; positive regulation of transcription by RNA polymerase II. The record is from RefSeq and is a predicted model, not a curated record. Gene Ontology annotation, molecular function: DNA-binding transcription factor activity, RNA polymerase II-specific; RNA polymerase II transcription regulatory region sequence-specific DNA binding. The transcript is spliced from 11 exons.